AUGGUGCUCGCGUCGCUCACGCUGAACGACGCAAUUUUAUUUUUUGCGUUUCUCUACUCUUCCUCGGACAUCUUCGUGGACUGGGAGAGCUUCCAAGCCUGCGCCAAGCCGAUCCAGUAUUGGCUUCUCAUCUCCUACGCCUCAAUCGUCACCUUCCGGCUCUCCCACUACUUGGGCCAGUGCCUCUCUGAGGAUGGCGAGGACUUCAUCCUGUACCGCCAGCGAGGACCUCCGUUUUGGGUAAACGUACUGAUUCUUGGAGUCCUCUUCCCCUUUUUCUUCUGCUGGACGAUCGUCGGCACCGUCUGGUUCGCGCAGGUCCAAGACAAAACGCCUCAGUGUCUGCCUCGCGGAAGCCAUCCCUGGUUUUUCAUCUUCUGGCUCGUCCUCUGCUACGUGUGGAUUGUCAUCUACGUCCUUUUCAUCACGAUUGCGGCGGUCUUCGAGUAUCGCGCCCGCCGCGCGGAACGCGAUCUCCAGAUCCUGCAGAAUGAGGACAUGCUCACGAGAUGGGGUCGCGUCAACGUCUUCGCGCAGUACGGCAUUCACAUCCUUCGAAAGGGGCUUACUUCAGAUCAAAUUCAGCGUCUGCCGCACGAGAAGCUGACCAGCGUUCCCCUCGACCAACCGGCGUGCUCCAUUUGUCUGGAUGAUUUCCACGCGGGCGACGACGUCCGCCUGCUGCAGGGCUGCGGCCAUCUCUUCCAUCGAAGCUGCAUCGAUAUUUGGCUGCUUCGAAACGCGGUGUGCCCGAACUGCAAAGGCGCGAUUUGCUGUCCAAGCGCGGAAGGAGGUGCCGACGACUGCGGGGAGGCUUACCGUGGCGUGCGCAGAGAUCCUCGAGAAAUCUACUUUGCAGAGGACGCAGACGUAUGGCCUGGCGACGAGCCGUUCAGCUGGAGCCACGCGCCCGCAGACGAGGAUCCCUACAUAGCUCACGCCGGUCACGAGAGGCAGGGUUAG
Messenger RNA from Besnoitia besnoiti, 963 nucleotides. Its product is annotated as zinc finger, C3HC4 type (RING finger) domain-containing protein. The record is from RefSeq and is a predicted model, not a curated record. Lineage: Eukaryota; Apicomplexa; Conoidasida; Eucoccidiorida; Sarcocystidae. Gene Ontology annotation, biological process: sugar mediated signaling pathway. Gene Ontology annotation, molecular function: ubiquitin-protein transferase activity. The transcript has 8 exons. The coding region runs from base 1 to 963 and encodes 320 amino acids.